GGCGCGCGCCCGGCCCCGCCCCGGAGCCCUCCGCGACCGCCGCGACCAAUGAGGUUUCUGAUCUCCUACAGCCUCCUUUUGCCCCGGGCUGCGCAGGUCUUGGCGGCUGAGUCUGGCUUAUCUCCCUGCCGUUCCUUCAUGGGCUUUGCUGCCCCUUUCACCAACAAGCGAAAGGCUUACUCUGAGCGCAGGAUCAUGGGGUACUCAAUGCAGGAGAUGUAUGAGGUGGUGGCCAACGUCCAGGAGUAUCGGGAGUUUGUGCCCUGGUGUAAGAAGUCUUUGGUGGUGUCCAGCCGUAAGGGUCACCUGAAAGCCCAGUUGGAGGUUGGCUUUCCACCUGUCAUGGAACGUUAUACCUCUGCGGUUUCCAUGGUCAAACCUCACAUGGUCAAGGCUGUUUGCACUGAUGGCAAGCUCUUCAACCACUUAGAGACUAUUUGGCGAUUCAGCCCUGGUAUUCCUACCUACCCCCGAACCUGCACUGUGGACUUUUCGAUUUCCUUUGAAUUUCGUUCUCUGCUGCACUCCCAGCUGGCUACCAUGUUUUUUGAUGAGGUUGUCAAACAGAAUGUUGCUGCCUUCGAGCGCCGGGCAGCCACCAAGUUUGGUCCAGAAACAGCCAUCCCCCGUGAACUGAUGUUGCAUGAAGUGCACCAGACUUGAGGGAAAGGAUUGUUCCCUAGCCUCUCCUCUACUCCCCUCCCCAUCCAGUUCUCUUAUUUAUUUGGUUUGGCGCUUGCUCCAAUUUGAGAGGAGUCUGAGUUCAUAAUACUGUUCUUUGAAUUCCCUGGAAAUUGGGCUCUACAUUGGCUGGAAAUGCUGGGGGGAGGGGAGCAGGGGUUAUGAAAACGUGGAAAGGGUCAGGCUCAUCCUAAAAGCCCCAUAUGCCUGCAGCCUUUUCAUACUGAACUAGAAUCAGGACUGUGUGGUUGUAUCUGGGCCCUGUCAGAGCACCUCAGUGUCUGACCAGGGGAAAAUAGCAACUUUUCUAAGAAUUGAAUAAGUUGAGCUUUUCCUCUGGCAUAGAGGUACUGGGUGAUCAUGUUUGCCCUGCCUCAGAGUCCUCAGGAGAAAAGGCAACCUACCCUCAGCUUGAAAUCCAUAUAGCCUCACUUUAAGAAUAUUUCCAUGCUGCCUGGAUAGUAGAGAGCAGGGGGCUUUCUUACCGUGUCACAGGGCCGAAGAGAAAAAAAGCACUGAACAAAGUUGUCUUUGUGCUCUUGGGUUGUACCUUAUCCUUCCACUUGGCCUGAGUUUUUAUAAAAUUUCAAUAAAUUGUGACAGUGUGAA
Galeopterus variegatus (Sunda flying lemur) is the source of this 1290-nucleotide messenger RNA. It is a transcript of the gene COQ10A, whose product is annotated as coenzyme Q10 homolog A (S. cerevisiae). Gene Ontology annotation, cellular component: mitochondrion. The transcript is spliced from 5 exons. Gene Ontology annotation, biological process: cellular respiration; ubiquinone biosynthetic process. Gene Ontology annotation, molecular function: ubiquinone binding. The record is from RefSeq and is a predicted model, not a curated record. Lineage: Eukaryota; Metazoa; Chordata; Mammalia; Dermoptera; Cynocephalidae. The annotation marks the transcript as partial.